UUCAACUCUUUAUCUGUUUCUCUCUCUAUAUUAACUCUUUGUUUCUUUCUCUAUCUACUACCCCCAUCCCCACAACCCCACUACCCACUCCCCCCAAAAGCUAAGGGAGGAGGCCCCUUAUAGCAUCAGCACCACCCUCUCAACAAAACAAAGAAAUAAACAUAAUGAGGAAUAUGAAGAGUAGAAAGAAAUAAAAUAAAAAAGGUGGUAGAGGUAGAUAGAUGCAUGAGUGAGUAACAACAACAACAACUACUACAAUUACAAACACAAUCUCCCCCUCUUUCUCUCUCUCUCUUUUUCUACCACCCACAGCCUCUCUUCUCCCUUCACCACCACCUUCCCCACCUUCCUUUUUUUGUAGUAUUCACCUUCUAGUCUUACCAAAUUCUUGAUUUUCCUCCUCGGUUCCCACGCUUAGCUUCACCAACCACUUUUCUCUCUUGUUGUAGUUUUUAAGGCAUAAAUUUGGCGAGCUAUGGUGAGCAUCCGAAGGCGUAAGCUGUUAGGACUUUGCUCUGGACGAAGCUCGUUCUUGGUUCCACUUCCAAAGUUUUCUGAGAAUGGACACAUUGCCGAAAAUCGUUUCCUGAACAACAAACACACAAGUGUCCAUCCAAUGCCGUCAACUGAUAUUGAUGAGUCAAAAGAGAGAACUGCUGUAAAGGUUGUUCCUGGAUCAUCAAAUGGUCAUGCCUCUGGCUCCUUGAUUGAGCAAACCGCCCAACAAUUUCCAGAAGUUAAACGCAGAAAGCGACACAGGAGGAAGCACUUUGAAAACCAAGAACCAUGUCUCAUGAGAGGUGUCUAUUUUAAGAAUAUGAAAUGGCAAGCCGCGAUAAAAGUUGAUAAGAAACAAAUCCACUUGGGUACAGUUGGGACUCAAGAAGAAGCUGCUAGACUGUAUGACAGGGCUGCUUUUAUGUGUGGGAGGGAACCGAAUUUUGAAAUCUCAGAGGAGGAGAAGCAGGAACUAAGACAAUUCAAAUGGGAUGAAUUUUUAGCAUUUACACGCUCCGCAAUUACUAAUAAGAAAACUCGUAGAAGAAGUGGGGUUGGUGCACGGAGGAAAUCUGAACCUUUAAGUUCAACACUGAAUAGUGAGGAGGAGGAGGAGGAGGAGGAGGAAGAGGACGAGGAAGGGGAGCCAGAAAGCAAUAGUUUUUCAGCCUCUGAAGAUAUAGAACAAGACUUAUCGCUCUAUUGAUCCUGUCCCCCCUUCCUUUCUCUGAUUAGGAAGAAUGCUGAAAGAAAUAGUGCUAAUGGUAUUGUUAAGCUGUUCAGCCACGAUUCUAUCAUUCGUAUAGAUUUAUUUACACACUAAGUAUAGGUGCCCCUAUUAGGGCAAGAUGAUGAUAUGUACUCUUCCUAUUGUUUAAGUUAAUUGAGUUUGAUCACAAGUAUGUUAAUUAUGCAUA
Nicotiana attenuata is the source of this 1415-nucleotide messenger RNA. RefSeq names its product ethylene-responsive transcription factor-like protein At4g13040. Lineage: Eukaryota; Viridiplantae; Streptophyta; Magnoliopsida; Solanales; Solanaceae. Gene Ontology annotation, biological process: regulation of DNA-templated transcription. The coding region runs from base 476 to 1204 and encodes 242 amino acids. Gene Ontology annotation, molecular function: DNA binding; DNA-binding transcription factor activity. The record is from RefSeq and is a predicted model, not a curated record. The transcript is spliced from 7 exons.